Molecule: messenger RNA, 2333 nt
Organism: Pyrus x bretschneideri (Chinese white pear)
Lineage: Eukaryota; Viridiplantae; Streptophyta; Magnoliopsida; Rosales; Rosaceae
Product: F-box/LRR-repeat protein 10-like
Exons: 4
Coding region: 109-2046 (645 amino acids)
Biological process (GO): SCF-dependent proteasomal ubiquitin-dependent protein catabolic process
Cellular component (GO): SCF ubiquitin ligase complex
Molecular function (GO): protein binding
Source: RefSeq, a predicted model, not a curated record
CAAGAUGCAGACUUGGCGGUUGUAGUGUCGUGUCGUGUCGUCAAUCGGUAAACACCAGUACGCAGAUCCCACAAGAUUGACGAAGAAGAAGACUUAGAAGAAGCAAAAAUGGCGGGGGAGACGAGCGAAAGCAACAGCUCAAUCGUUAGCCUUGAUCAUCUACCCUUGGCCCUGCUCGCCACCAUCAUGAUAAAGCUCGACGUGGCCUCCGUCUGCUCCGUCGCAUCCACCUGCACCGCCUUCAAAGCCUGCGCCUCUCACAUCCUCUCCUUCAUUCCCUCCUUCCACAUCCUCGAAAUAGCGCCUUCCAUGGAGUUGCUGAGACCCCUGUUGCUCCCAAACCCCUGGCUGAAGAGCGUGAAGGUGAACUGCGGCCUGCUUGACGAUUCCGCCAUUCAGAUUCUGCUUCAGCCGUCGCUGGAAGAGCUCUGUAUGCUCAAUUGCGCGGAUUUUAGCGGCAAAUUGCUUUCGGAAAUCGGAGCCCGGUGCAAGGAUCUGAGGUCUCUGUGCUUGGGGUCAGUUGCCGAAAAGAGAGGGCGGGCUAUUCAUAUUUCUGAUUUGGAGGAGUUGCUCAGUGGUUGCACUCAAUUACAAGCACUGGUCUUGAUGUUUGAUGUAUCAUCAAUCUAUCUCCGUCAUAACUUUGCUCAAGUUUGGGCUUUGGCGUCGGAGAAACUCACGUCUCUCGAGAUUGGCUACAUUUCAUCAUUGAUGGUGACUGAACUACUUUGCACGAAUUUUGUAUCCCAUCAGCCAUCAAACCGUAUUCAGCCUUCAAUAUUGCCAAACAUUCACAAAUUGUGCCUUUCAGUUGACUAUAUAACUGAUGCUAUGGUUGGAGCGAUUUCUAAAGGUCUCCUGUCCCUCACCCAUUUGGAUCUUAGAGAUACACCCCUCAUAGAACCAAGAGUUUCAUUUGACCUUACAAACUCUGGCCUUCAACAGAUUAAUCAGUAUGGGAAGUUGAAGCAUCUCUCAUUGGUUCGGAGCCAGGAGUAUGUCGUUACCUAUUUUAGAAGAGUAAAUGAUCUUGGGCUUCUCUUAUUGGCUGACAAGUGUGAAAACAUGGAAAGCAUAUUUCUCAGUGGCUUCUGUCGUGUUACAGACACGGGUUUCAAAACGAUCUUGCAUUCUUGCUCCAAGUUAUAUAAACUUAGGGUGUCUCAUGGGACUCAAUUAACUGAUUUGGUUUUUCAUGACAUUUCUGCAACUUCCCUUUCUUUAACACAUGUUAGCUUGAGACUCUGCACUCUUUUAACCAACCAUGCAGUGACUAGUUUGGCGUCUAACAAGGAUCUGAAAGUUUUGGAUUUGAGAGAUUGCAGAAACCUCGGGGAUGAAUCCCUCCGAGCCAUAAGCACUCUUCCAAAGGUAAAGACAUUGUUGCUGGAUGGCUCUGACAUUAGUGAUGUGGGAUUAUCAUAUUUGAGACAAGUGGUCAUAAGUUCACUAAUUUCACUGUCUCUUAGAGGAUGCAAGAAACUUACAGAUAAAUGUAUCUCUGCUCUAUUUGAUGGCUCUUCCAAGUUGGAGCUGCAAGAAUUAGACUUGUCCAAUCUUCCUAAUCUCUCCGACAAUGCAGUUCUAUUACUGGCAAAGAGUAGGAUUCCGCUACUUGAACUGCGCAUGCGGCAAUGCCCACUCAUAGGUGACACUUCGGUAAUGGCAUUAGCCUCUAUGCAAGUUGACGAGGAGAGGUGGCAUGGUAACGGCUUGAGGUUGUUGGAUCUGUUUAAUUGCGGUGGGAUUACCCCUCUUUCAUUCCGGUGGUUGAAGAAACCAUAUUUUCCAAGACUCAGAUGGUUGGGAGUCACGGGCAGUGUAAAUAGGGAUGUGGUAGAUGCUUUAGCUCGAAGUAGACCGUUCUUGCAUGUGUCGUGCCGUGGUGAGGAGCUGGGAGUUGAGCAAGGGGAUACCGCUGAUGAUGUUUACAUGCAUGACUAUGAUGAGAUGGACGAGCUUGAACGCUGGCUUGCAGAAGAUGAUUAUGUUGAUGAAGAUAUGGUGGCAGAUGAAGAUAUGGUGAAUGCAGAAGCAGUGGAGUGAUCAAACACUUAAUUUCUUAUUAUGUUAUUGUUAAUAAUGGUUGUUCUGUUGAAACUAUAGUUUUUUUAUGACGAACGAUAUUAGUACUCUAAACUAUGCUAAGGGGAGUGGUGAGGGUUUGAACCCAAAACAAAGCGGGAUGAAGAGAAAUUCAUCGGGACAAUCCAUCCCUUGCAAAGUGUAUCAUGUUUUAUUGAUUACUGUUGUAUGAUUUACUCCAAAUCCGUUAUCUGGACCUUUUAAUCUCUGUAAUUAUUUUGGAUAAUUGGAAAUAGUUUUUCACUUAA